AGUUACAAAGACAUUGACGCGAUGUCACUGAAAAUAUGGCUAGAUUUAAAAACUGACGUGAUGUAAUAAUGAAAUAGAAAAUAUCAUUCGUCCCACUAUUCUCAUAAGAGUAGAACAAAGAGAAAAUUGUUAUUUUGUGGUGCUGUCCAACAGCGAAGACGAGAACCCUAUUUGAAUACUGACGUAUUGGAUACAUAUAUUCAUUCGUUUUAAAAAAUUCGUGCCAUAUUUCUCAUGUCCUUUGUGGAAUGAACACGACGUUCGGAAAGUUGUCAUUUGCAACUAAACUGUGGGCGUCCUUUCUACUUAUUUUUCUCAAUGUAUUUACAAUUCUAGCCAAUUUACUCGUAAUCGGAAUAGUUUUGGGCAAUCAUCGACUACGCAAGUGCACAAACUAUCUGGUCGUCAACCUGAGCAUUGCAGAUCUUCUGUUCGCGUGCAUUUCGUAUCCGUUUGCCAUUAGGUCCGUUAUAAAUGACAAAGAAAAUACAAAUCACGCUCUGUGUCAAUUUGUCGGUUUUUCCGACUCGUUCUACGCCACUACAGCCUCAUUCACCAUGGCAAUCAUAGCCUACGAACGAUAUUAUUCGAUAAUUCACUGCUUACACUACGAAAAAUGUAUGAUGAACAGGAAUACGAAGCCCGUUAUCGUUGUGGUAUGGGUGACAUCUUUGAUUAUUUCUGUAGUACCUCUGCUGAACUGGGGUACCUAUGGCUACGAAAGGCAUCAGUACAAAUGCACUUUGAAUUUAAAAAAAGACAACGGGUAUUUCUUUUUUAAGAUAAUUAGCACGUUUUUAAUACCGCUCACAGUCAUGUCAGUAUGUUAUAGUUGGAUUUUCGUAGUCGCCAAACGCCAUGCGGCAACCAUAUCCACAAUCGAAAUUCGCGUUCAAAACGAGCUCUUAAAAGGUGGCGUUCAAAAAAGUAUUGUAAAAAAGAAAUAUCACACUGGCACAGUUUUCAUUACAAUUAUUGUUCACGUUAUUUGCUGGCUUCCGAUAAAUGCACUGUAUCUUGUAAAAAAUCUUUCGCCGUCCACGCGUAUUCCCAACCUAGCUAUAUCGAUUAGUUGUUUACUUUCAUUCCUAUCAAGUGGGAUCAAUCCAAUCGCGUACGCCCUUGUCACAGGCAAAUUUCGAAAAGGAUUUAUGAGAAUAAUUAGGAAGGUUCGACUGAGGCGAUCGUCAUUGACUCUUAGGAAAACGUCACCUGCUACAUGGACAUUAUCUAGUGCUCGAUUUUCAAGGCGUGGCUCAACGUCAAACGCUAAAAUCUACCGAAGCGAGAAUAAUUUGGAAAGAGCCGUUGAUGACAGGUCCACAACGGCUAGACAAUCUGGGGCUUUGUUAGACAUUAAGAAACUAGAGAGAGGUCAGCGUGUUCUAAGUCCCAUCGAAGUUAACGUCGACGAUAAUUUUCUCACCGUACCGAGGUAUAUAUUGCCUUCAGAAAGAGUACCGAUUUACAGUGAUGUUCAUCGCAUUGGUAAUACCGAAGAAUGUUGUAAUAACUGAAAACAAAUAUUUUCCAUUGUUGAAUUCAAGUUAAAAUACAAUACUUAGUGAAUACCAAAAGCCAAGUGUAAUCUAACAUGAUGCAGACAUGAGCGUUUUUAUAAAUCUCAACAAUUGGGCUCUCUCGUUUCGAUCAUCAUACUAGAGGUGAUGCGAAAAGCGUUGUCAUAAAACUUUUUGCUGUGAUUGGAUUAUGUCACGUUCGUCCUCGAACUAUUGCCAAGUUUGCAUUACAGCUGUUGAAUCGAUAGACAUAAUUAAUAAAUUAUAAACGUUCUUUAUUCACUAAUAAAAAACACAAAUUCACUAAAAAACAAUUAACUAUUAAGCAUUCAUUAAAACUUGCAGUGUUGGUGUUGUGAAA
Molecule: messenger RNA, 1881 nt
Organism: Xenia sp. Carnegie-2017
Lineage: Eukaryota; Metazoa; Cnidaria; Anthozoa; Malacalcyonacea; Xeniidae
Product: melatonin receptor type 1A-like
Exons: 1
Coding region: 249-1517 (422 amino acids)
Biological process (GO): G protein-coupled receptor signaling pathway
Cellular component (GO): membrane
Molecular function (GO): G protein-coupled receptor activity
Source: RefSeq, a predicted model, not a curated record